This is a messenger RNA of Heterocephalus glaber (naked mole-rat), 216 nucleotides long. The record is from RefSeq and is a predicted model, not a curated record. Lineage: Eukaryota; Metazoa; Chordata; Mammalia; Rodentia; Bathyergidae.
AUGGCAAAUGUGAAGUCAAUGUUCGGGGAGGUUCUUCCCAAAUAAGGGUAAUUGUCUGAGGAAGAUGUAACCACCAUGGUGCUGUGUAAACCCAAACUUUUACCCUUAAAAUCUCAGACUCUGGAAAAACUGGAGAAAAUGCAGCAAGCAGCAGAAGAUACCCUUCGCCAACAGGAAAUGGCAGAAAAGAAAAAUGGGAAAAAGCCUACUGACUAA